AAAGGGGGAGGAAGAAGGGUCACAUGGCAACCCCCGUGCUGCUGGUUGCACCAUGCGGUUGGUGGACAGUUAAGUGCUGAAAGAAAGCAAUAAAUGAAGUGACAUUUGUAGCUAUAACUAGAGUUAUACUUUCUAUAUUUUGCAGUGGCGGCAUCAAAUAAUUAAAGAUUGAGUGUGUUUGAGUAUAGAAAUUUGAACUAUGGUGGUGAAGGUGUAUGGUGAUGUAAGGGCAGCAUGCCCUCAAAGAGUGAUGCUGUGCCUCUUGGAGAAAGGAGUAGACUUUGAACUUGUGCCUAUUGAUCUUCAACAGGGACAACAUAAGACACCUCAAUUCCUUCUCCUACAGCCCUUUGGUCAAGUUCCAGUUGUGGAAGACGGUGAUUUCAGGCUCUUUGAAUCAAGAGCUAUUAUAAGGUACUACGCAACAAAAUAUGCAGAUCGUGGUAGUGAGCUAAUGGGUAAAACCUUAGAGGAAAGGGCUUUGGUGGAGCAGUGGCUAGAAGUAGAAGCACACAACUUUAAUAAUUUAUGCUUCACUAUAAUGUUUCAGCGUGUGAUCCUACCAAGGAUGGGUAAGGUUGGGAACUUGGCCUUGGCAGACAUAAGUGAGAAAGAUUUAGUGAAGGUCCUUGAUGUGUAUGAAAGUAGGCUCUCUCAAAGCUCAUACCUUGCAGGAGAUUUUUUCUCUUUGGCUGAUCUCAGCCACCUUCCAGGGCUUGGACAUCUUAUUGAGGAAGCCAAACUUGGCCACUUGGUAACUGAGAGGAAGAAUGUCUAUGCAUGGUGGCAGAAAAUUUCAAACAGGCCAGCUUGGAAGAAGUUAAAAGAUCUGGCUCACUGAUUUAAACAGCAGUUAGUUUAUUAUAUAACUUACGACUAUCUCAUUACCAUCAAUUUUUACUUGGCACUUUAUUAUACAAAUAAUGUGUUGUAAAAAUUCUUGAGAGAAUAAGUUCGUCAUUAGUAAGUUUGUCUUAUCAUGAAAGAUUGAUUCUGUUUAAAAAUUUCUUUUGUAACGUAAUGAAUGUUUAAAAAUUUCUUAUGA
Messenger RNA from Vigna angularis (adzuki bean), 1045 nucleotides. RefSeq names its product glutathione S-transferase F11. Gene Ontology annotation, molecular function: glutathione binding; glutathione transferase activity. Lineage: Eukaryota; Viridiplantae; Streptophyta; Magnoliopsida; Fabales; Fabaceae. Gene Ontology annotation, cellular component: cytoplasm. Bases 200 to 841 code for a protein of 213 amino acids. The record is from RefSeq and is a predicted model, not a curated record. The transcript is spliced from 3 exons.